GGGUUGUUGACUUACACUUCCUAGUUGUCGCUAACCCGGGAGAGUCCCAAAGUACUGGCACCGAGCGGCUCCGGUGAAAGAUGGAUGGAAGUGAAAUAUCAUCACACUCAGAAGAAUAUCCAUUGAGAAGCAGUGUCUCUUCAGGAGGAAACCAUCAAGUGGACGUGAUUGUUUACUUAGUUAACGAUCAGAGUGUUCCACUUAAUUUGGACAGCAGCAUUUCCAUCACCCCAGCUCAAGAGAUCCACAGGUUGAUACGUGCUGCUCUGCAUUUACCUGAUAUCGCACAGGAAGUGUUUGCACUGUGGCUCAUAUCUCCUUUUCUGGAGGUACAACUAAAACCAAAGCAUCAGCCUUACAAAAUUUGCCGGCAGUGGCAUGAUCUCUUGGCACGUUUCACCAACUGCUCCAUGGAUGACAUUCACCUAGAUGAACCUUCUUUGCAAUUCCGAAGAAAUAUUUUCCUACCUAAAGCACGUGAACUUCAGAUUUCUCAUGAUGUUGUCUUAAAACUGUUGUAUGAAGAGGCCAAGUACAAUGUCUUGGAAGGUCGAUAUCCGUGUGAUGUAGAGGAUUGUGAGAAGCUGGGUGGUUUGGUCUGCCGGGUAGAACUUGGUCCUUAUGAUGAGGAGCAGCAUACUCCUUCUACACUUAGGCCCAAAUUGGAUUGCUAUCUUCCACAACAUAUGUGCAAGAAGAGAAAUGGAGGCCUGCUAACUGCUUUCAGAACCAAAGGUGGACGCCAAGCAAGUUUCGAGCAGACACUCCUAAACACUUACAAAGACGUUAAAGAGACUAGUGCUUGUUCUGAGACAGAGGCCAUGAAUUGUCACUACAAGGCAUAUCUGAAGAAGUGUCAUGAUCUCCCUUACUAUGGAUGUGCAUUUUUCAUGGGAACAGUUGACAAACCUGCGCAAGGAUUACUCAGUAGAAAUGGACGCAAGACCGUAUCGGUUGCCAUUAACAUGGAAGGCGUGUCUGUAAUUGACAGAAAAGAAAAGCAUGUCUUGAUAAGCCUAAAGUAUUCUGAGUUGUCCUGGGAUUACACAUAUCCUAGUGAUGAUGAACCUAUCCUGUGGCUAGAAUUUGACGGAGACAAUGAAGGAACCCCAGUCAACAAACUGCUGAAAAUAUACUCCAAACAGGCAGAGCUCAUGAGUGGUCUUAUUGAGUACUGCAUAGAGUUAAAUCAAGCAACAGAGUCGCCCGUAUCAGAAUCUGCACCUGGCAAUUCCCAGUUGUCUGAAAAACGUCCCAAACUGCACAGACAGGAGAGUGUCUUGUGUAACCGAAUGAAAAACCUUUCUACAAUAGACUAUGUAGAAGACGGUGCUGAAAUCAAAAGAGUGAAACCUAAACGAGCAGCAUCAUUCUUCACCCGGCAGUCAACCCACAACUAUUCCUCUGUACAACCUUCUGAAACUGCAGGCCAGAGCUGACCUUUUUUAGUAAUGCAGGGUAUGACCAAAGAGUGUGGGCUUUAGCACUAGACCUUAUCCUUAUGGACCAAGUCAAAAUAAUUUCAGCACUUGUAGUAUCUUGUGAGUAAGCAGCUGUGCUACUUGUCCACAAUUUCCAAGAUCCACGAAUCAGCCAUGGGCAGAUCAUUAUUAUAAUGGACGGUCAAUGUGUGCCAUUUAAAGGACCACUAUAGUGACCAGGACCACUACAGCUUUAUGCGGUGGUUCUGGUGCCUAUAGUAUGUCUCUGCAGGCUGAGCAUUGUAAACACUGCAUUUUCAGGGAAACAGAAGUGUUUACGAUGCUUCCUAGGAACACCUCUAGCUGCAGUCAAUGUGUGUGCAGCACUGGCGUUCAAGACUUCCAUGGAGAUGCUGAACACUCCACAUAGACACUCUAUGAGGAGAUGCUGAUUGCUGAAGCGUGGCUUUUUGAUCCACAUGUGCAAUAGCCCCUCAAUGCUUUUCUAUGGGAAAGCAUGGGGUUGGCUGAGAUCAUCAAGAUUAAAGAUCUCUGUCAUGGAGGCAGGGGGAAAAAAGCAAAGUGUAAACACCUUUUUACUGCUAUCUAAGGGGGCUG
Molecule: messenger RNA, 2039 nt
Organism: Pelobates fuscus (common spadefoot toad)
Lineage: Eukaryota; Metazoa; Chordata; Amphibia; Anura; Pelobatidae
Gene: FRMD8
Product: FERM domain containing 8
Exons: 11
Coding region: 81-1439 (452 amino acids)
Biological process (GO): negative regulation of canonical Wnt signaling pathway
Cellular component (GO): cytoskeleton; plasma membrane
Source: RefSeq, a predicted model, not a curated record